AGCCAAUCAACGUAGAGUUCCAGAUCCGAUUGUUGCUAAAAUGAUGGCAUACGUUCCUGUGGAUGCUCCGGUACCCUUGUCGACAUGGUCAAUUCUCAUCUGUGCUCAACAGUAUUCCAACAUGCCCCUCGAACAGCGGUAGCAAUGACUAGGGGAUCCUCAUACUCCUUGUCAAGCGUCCAGGCAAGUCUAUACAUCCUAGACAUAGUUAGUCUGUUACCGACAUCUUGGAAUCUAUAAACCCAGGAUGCCUCGUACGUAUGAUUUCUCUUCCUGUUCAUCAUCCUCCAAGGCCCUGGUGCUACUGGCUAUUACAUUCGUUUAUGUCCAUAUACAUUCACUUCACGCUAUAGAUUCAUCAUGCGUACCUUUAUGUUAAUGUCUUUUACUUUCGCAAGCAGCCUUGCCGUUGCCUCUGCUUCAUCCCUCCCUGUUUUCAUACGUGACGUUUCUCCUGACGAUACAUGCGGCAAUACCGGAGCGGGAUCAUCCGGUUAUACUUGCCCUACAGGCACUUGCUGCUCGCAAUAUGGAUACUGUGGCAACACAACCGAUUACUGCACCAGCGGCUGUCAGAGCACCUUCGGUGUAUGCACACUUACAAGCGGAGACGAUUCCGCAUCCUCUACGACUGACGUAGUCUCUUCUUCUGCAACCGACACAGUUUCUCCAGAUCUGACAUGUGGAACAACGGGUGCCGGCACUGCUGGCUACACUUGCCAGACCGGCAUGUGCUGCUCUGCCUAUGGUUAUUGUGGUAAUGGCACCGACUAUUGCAGCUCUAGCAACGGGUGCCAGAAAUCCUUCGGCGAUGCUUGCACCGAAGAUGGAGACGCUGGUAGCGAUGCCGGUUCCAGCACUGGGCUUUGUGGUCCCAAUAAUGGUGGUGCAGUAUGUGCUUCGAAUGAGUGCUGUUCUGCUGCAGGAUACUGCGGUACGACGUCUGAUCACUGCAAAGCUCCAGACUGCUUAUUCAACUACGGACCGGCUUGUGAUGCCAACAAGACUCCAUCAGGAACGAACACCACCACACUGACGCGGUCCAAGAUCGGCAGUAUUGCCUAUGGCGGUGCAGGUAUCUACAGUUGUGAGAAAGCUGGCACCGUUGCUUUGACUUAUGAUGACGGCCCCAGUGGCUAUACUAGCGACUUGCUUGACCUUCUCGCCAAGUACAAUGCUAAGGCUACCUUCUUCAUCACUGGUAACAACAAUGGUAAGGGUGAGAUUGAUAACACCAGCCUCGCCUGGCCAUCAAUUAUCCAGCGCCAGCAUUCCUCCGGACACCAGAUUGCUUCGCACACAUGGUCUCAUCCCGACCUUAGCAACAUCACUUCACUUCAACGAAAGAACGAGAUGGUUAAGAAUGAGAUGGCUCUUCGCAACAUUCUCGGAUUCAUUCCGACUUACAUGCGACCUCCCUAUAGUUCUUGUACUGCUGAUAGUGGUUGCGAGUCGGACAUGUCUGACCUGGGAUACCACGUUGUAUACUUUGACCUGGACACCCAGGAUUACCUUCACGAUGACCCUACACAAAUUCAAACCUCAAAAGAUAUCGUCGACAACUUUUUCGCCGGCAAGAACCCGUCCGAGUUUGACGCUCUUUCUAUUGGCCACGACAUUCAUUAUCAAACCGUAUACAACCUCACUGAGUAUAUGCUCAAGGAGCUGCAAACUCUGAACUACACGGCUGUGACCGUGGGUGAGUGUCUUAACGACCCAGCAGAAAAUUGGUAUCGGAUUGACUCGGCAACGAGCUUGAUCUCGAGCGUAAGUUCUACCACAGCUGCUUCUACUUCUACCGGCGCGGCAACAGCCAUUAGCACUGUUCGCAGCGCUGCCACUACCUCUACUACCGCUGCCUCCUCAACCCUCAGCAGUAUUAUCACAAGCACAGUACGCUCCACAACCACCACUGCAAGAACUACUAGCACUACCUCCACUGCUUCUACCCCAACCAGCACGGGCUCGUCAUCAUCCUCGUCCUCCGGACUCUUAGGCUCUUGGAUAGAUUGGCUGAAGGGUAUUCUUGGACGUCACUAGGUUCACGCAUGUGGAUUAAGGGAAAAUAUGAAACAUACAUGAUUAUAGAGUCUCGAUGAUUGGAUUGAGGACGGCGUAAAUGAUAAUAUUUAUAUUAAUGAUUAACACAAUUAAAC
Molecule: messenger RNA, 2156 nt
Organism: Truncatella angustata
Lineage: Eukaryota; Fungi; Ascomycota; Sordariomycetes; Amphisphaeriales; Sporocadaceae
Exons: 3
Coding region: 361-2040 (559 amino acids)
Biological process (GO): carbohydrate metabolic process
Molecular function (GO): chitin binding; hydrolase activity, acting on carbon-nitrogen (but not peptide) bonds
Source: RefSeq, a predicted model, not a curated record